Thrips palmi is the source of this 3536-nucleotide messenger RNA. Its product is annotated as poly(A) RNA polymerase, mitochondrial-like. The transcript has 11 exons. The coding region runs from base 446 to 2140 and encodes 564 amino acids. Lineage: Eukaryota; Metazoa; Arthropoda; Insecta; Thysanoptera; Thripidae. Gene Ontology annotation, molecular function: poly(A) RNA polymerase activity. The record is from RefSeq and is a predicted model, not a curated record.
UGGGAAAAGAAAGAAAGAGAAAGAGAAAGGGGCUUCCGAAAGGAUCAAAGAGGAAGAGUGGAGAACUCAAAGUUUAAUUUUCACACAAUGGGACAAUAAUGAAGAUGAAAACUUUAAAUGUUAAGUGACGACAUAAAGUGUCGUUUUUUUUCCAAAUCGGCUUGUGCUUCGAACUUUAACUCCGAGGCCCAGCUGUCAACAAAAUUAACGUGCAUUCGUUUGAUCGGUUUAGGCUUGCGUAUUUGUUCAAAGUGCUUCAAACAGUCAACAUAGUUGUGGUGACCGAAUGAACGGGGAAUACUCGCGCGUCGGUUUCGCGGUUUCGCCUGGUAAUGGAGGAGGUUAUCUACAAAUAAAGUAGACAAAAUAACCUCCCCUCAACGAAAAUGCCGUCUUAUUCGUCCUAACAUCGCUUCCUCAAAAUCAAACCAACAAGGUUCACAAGAUGUACCGCAAAACAGGUUCUGACAAUUAUACAUCAGCUGAAAACAAGUAUGGGUACAAGUCUGCUUCUCUCAGAAUGUCAGAGAGAAAACAAGACCAUGGGUUUUCAUCUGACCACAGCUCAGCAAACAAGCAGCUUGACCGUGGACGGGAUAGUUUUGGUGACAGGGACCGGGAUCGUUACAGUGAUCGUUACAGUGACGAUCGAGGGCGGGAAAGAGAUGUCUACAUCAGAAGUAGAACAUUUCAAAAUAGCAAUUGGAGACAACCAAAUGCUUGGGAGGUCAAUAAGCCACCGACCCAAUUUGAAAGCAACCAACAACUAAGGAAAGAACCAGUCAAUAGUUUUAUGCCUCAUUUUUGCGUGAAGAAGGAUUUAAACUACACUCCAACUCUUCAAGCCGUUGACAACUUAACUCCUAAAUUUGGAUCCAUGGAGAUAAGCCGUGACACUGUUACAGCAGCAAGUGUCAGUCAUCAGUCAGGAAGAAGCCACUGUGGUGCCUCAAGUUCAAGGCCAAGUCAAAACAAUGGUCUCAACUCUUGGAGGAAAGAAUGUGCAAAUUACAGCAAAGACCAAGGGCACUCCAGCAUGAGUGGAUCUAAACGCAAAGUUGAUCCAGGAGUAGAGUCCACAGGGCCAGGAAGGAAAUCUUUGAUGGCUAUGCUAGGCUCCAAGCGAAGCCUUUACGAAGCAAUGAACGAAUUAGAUGGCAAAACCAUGAAGGUGCAAGUUGAAGACUUCAGAAGGCAAGAGCAGGCAUGUGAACAUUUGAAACAAGAAAUGUCAGCAUUAUAUCCUGACUGUUGUGUGACACCUUAUGCAACACGUCUGUUAGGGAUGGCACAUCCCAAUACUGCCAUUUACAUGUUUUUUGACCCAGAUGGUUGCAGUUAUUUCCAAGCAACUCAUGAAAACAAAGAUGUUCAAACAAAAACCCGAAAAAUUGUUUAUGAAACACUGAAGAAUUGUGGGCACUGUGAAAAUGUUCAAGACUGGGAUGUGCAGGAACUUGUCACAUUUAUGCACAGUGAAACUCGUAUGAAUUCCGUUGUGUCGUUUGCUAAUGGAUUCAAAGACCAAAACACCUUGCUGUUUAAGUCAUAUUUGAAAAUUGAUAAGCGACUGAGGCUGCUCAUGCUGUUGGUGACUGAUAUGGUUUAUCGUUAUCAGGACUUCAGUAAGCAGUUUACAUCACAUGUCUUAAAUAUCAUGGUAAUAAUGUUCUUGCAAAGAACCUCUGAACCAGUUCUGCCUACACUUGAAGAACUUCGUUCUUCACUUCCAUAUGAGAACAUUUUUAUCGGAGGCUUCAAUUGUGGUUUUCCAAAAGAUUUCACCUUCCCUAGUUCAAACCACUCAUCAGUGGAAAAUCUUCUAAAAGAAUUUUGUGCCUUCUAUUAUCACUUUGACUUUGAAGAAGAGAUCAUUUCACUUCUUGGUCCCAAACUAAAACGUGCCAUGUUCUCUCCUCCUUAUGAAAUAUCCAUCCCUACUGUUGAGCCUCUGAACUCAUACUUGCUUUCUUUGAAAAGAGGAGACAAAAUACCAAAGAUAAAUUGCCUGAAUCCUGUAAUUGUACAAGAACCUUUUGAACUGAGCAGCAACGCAGCUGAAAAAGUUGAGUGUGCGGUAUUGGCAGUUUUUAGAAUGAUGUGCCAAGAUGCAUGCGAUAUCUUAUCAACAUGGUGUUGAUAUUUUUUAUUAAUUGACAUGGGCAAAUCUGGUUUUGCAUGUUUUGAUACAUGUGUUUUGUUUUGUUUUCUGUUAACAUAUGUUAUGAUUUCAACAUACCCAUAAUGAUUUUAACUUGAGAACUUUACAUUUUAACCUUGGAAGCUUUUGAUGUAUUGUAUUUACCCAAGUGUUACACCAUAGGCUUUUACAUAGUAUAACCAUGAAUUAUUACUGAUUGAUUUACAUAUUUAUGUAUCCCUGUAAUUACUGCUAAUGAAUUUCAACUGUACCAUGUACCCAUGAUUAUUUUCCUUUUUUGAAAAUAUUUUUGUGUCUUGCCCUGUUGCUGCUGGUUUGAUGAACUAGCCCAUGGACUGGAGAUUAUUCUGUCUUCAAAAACUGACUGUUAGGUUGUUUUAUUUUUCCUUGUUGUGAUUUUUUUUUGUGUCAUGUAUUUUUAAACCUUUCCGUUAAUGUAAGGACUUUUUCUCCAUGUUAAUUGAUAAUUGUCAGAUGUUUUCUUUUCAUUCUCUCAAGUGUUUUCCUUGAGUUUUCAGGUUGUGUCAUUUUAAUUUGUACUUAAGUUAGAUUCCCUUUUUCUUGUUAUGAUUCUAUGCAGCUUUUGUUUUAAAAGAAAUUUUAAACAUUAUGAGAAUGAUGUCCGUUGAAUGAAGAUUCUUCCACAGGCAGCUGUCCUCAAAACCCCCUAUAGAUCUUACAGACAUUGUAUUUUAACCAUGUUGUGAUGUUAUAACCACCAUGUACCCAUGUUAUGCAUUUUAUGGAACUAUAUGGUUGAAUCUUGAUUUUGUUUUAUUUGCAAAACAAAAUGGAGAGCUUGUACAUUCUGUCAUGUCAUUACUGUACUUGCUGGCUAACCUAUUGCCCUUAUUUUGGUAGUGCAUUAUUACCAACAGUAUUUCCCUUGUCAGACAGGAGGGUUCCAUAUUUGUUGAUAUCGUCCUCUCUUUGCUUCAGUUAUGAGAGAAUCAGGAGCAACUUUGCAAUCCCUGUUUUCAGUGUUACUGAAAAUGCUGUACAGAAAGCCAGGUGCUUUGCUUGACCCUCCUUUUUUGGUCAACAUGGCAAUUUAUCACAUUUGGUGGUAAAGCAGUCUUUUGUAAGUGAUUCUUAUGUACAUAGUACUGUAUUUGUACUACCAAGUUAUAUUUAUUAACUUAGUCUCAGUUAGUAUGACUGCCAAGUUUCUCUCAUAUCUGAGGCAUAGGCAAGGCCUAUAUUUUUUAAACUUAGUGAUAAUAGUAGAAGACUGUUUGUAGUAUGGCUAUGCUCAUAAAAUGUACUGUUCUAUUUUUCCUCCCAGGUCAUUUUUAUUUCCUAUGACACGGGACUUUUAUCAGAUGGGAUGAUCUUGUUAUAUGAUAUGACUUGAAUUACAUUUAGCAACUUAGAA